AUGGCGUCGCCAAAAUUUGAGCUUCUUUGGUUACCUUUGCCUUCCUUCUCAUGCGAUUUCUCUAUCCGCCGGCCAACGAGCUCAUGGAAGAUUAUAUCGAGAUUCAAUUUCAGUUCAGAUAAGACUCAGUCCAACAUGAACGUCGAAGGGCUUCAUGAAACGCUGUCUGAGGGCUCCAGCUCUUCUCUCACUCCAUGGAGCAGUCCUUUAACUAGCCUUUCUUCAAGGACGCCGAGUCCACCGACCCCACCAUUGCCGUACAAUGACUUGGAACACCCAGUUCGAAAAGAUGACACCAAAUCCCAUUUGACUGUGACUAGUACCUAUGCACAGGACUGUCUUUCCGGACUGGCCCUCAGAGAUGAGGGCCACUACAACCCUUGUGUGCUCAAGUCUACUGUGGACGUCGUGCGAGGUAUUGAAAUCAAACGAGAUGCCUUCUUCGCAUCCAUAAAGGACAUCGUACUUCCACUCCUGGGCGCCAAAGAGCAAUUUUAUCAGACGAGGCAUAACUGGGGUGUUAGCGUCCAGCCAUAUCAGGAGUUAGAGUCACAACCUAUAGGGCUUCGAGCAAAGCUAAAACCAUACCAGCUUCAAGGACUGUCGUUUCUUCUGCAUCUCCGAAAUAAUGGAGUUGGCGGUAUCCUCGGAGAUGAGAUGGGCCUAGGAAAGACUGUCCAGGCGCUCGCACUUUUCCAAUACAUCAAAGAGCAUGAAAAUGAAGUGCACUUGGGGAAGCCUGGCCCGUUUCUGGUAGUGAGUCCCUGCAGCGUCAUGGAAACUUGGCUUUCAGAGAUAUCGAAAUGGACACCCGAACUCACUUCGAUCAAAUUACACGGGACUCCAGGCAAGAAGGCGGAGAUCAAAAAGAUCCUGACAGCUAGAGAAGGCAAAAUACAAAAGAGUUUGACACCUGCAGUGGACAUCGUUGUCACCUCAUACGAGACGCUUAUCUCCGAUAUAAGAUGGUUCCGAAAUUUCACUUGGAGAUAUGUUGUUUUGGAUGAGGGCCACCGAAUCAAAGAUAAUCAGUCACAACGAUCAAAGGCUAUUCAGGGUCUUCGCGCUGAAUUCAAGCUCAUCCUCACUGGAACUCCGGUACAGAACAACUUGAAGGAAUUGUGGUCAAUAUUUCACUGGCUUUACCCUGGUGUUUUCAUUCCACCCACCGCAGAAUGUUUCGAAGAGGCAUUUUCCCUUGGCGGCGGAAAAUUUGAUCCCAAAUUUCUUGAACAUGUUCAAAAUUUUCUGAGCCUCAUUAUGCUGCGAAGGGUGAAAGACUCGCCAGAAGUAGGGCUUUCAAUCCCUACAAAGACAGAGACCGUACUCUCAGUGCCCCUUUCGGAUUUCCAACGGUCUUUGUACUUGAGAAUCCUAACUGGUAUAGAAAAUUUCUCUCUUGAUGGACAUGGUGGUAUUCCAUGCGAGCACAAAAGUCGGACAGAAGCACACCAGCAAUUCAAUAUGGCCCGUGAGCAGAGCGAUCGUGGUUUCACUGACGGACCUUCCAGACUGUUGGCAAAGAAUUUUAGAACGAAAAAAUACAGGAUCUUGAGUAAUAUCCUCAUGGAAUUGCGUAAGUGUUCGAUUCAUCCAUAUCUCUUGGAAGAUGCAGUCCCCGAGCCAUAUGAAAUUGGAGUGCAUAUCAUCGCUAAUUCCGGGAAAUACAUUGUUCUCUUCAAGAUGAUAGAACACUUUGUGAUAGCUCACAGAGAGAAAAUCGUUAUAUUUUCAAACUUCACCCAAGCUUUGAAUCUUUGUGAGGAUCUCCUUCUUUUCUUCCAGAACAGCGGUGAUACUGUGAGAUGGGUUCGACUUGAUGGGAGCACGUCUAGUGCUAGACGAAACCUCUCCACGCAUCUAUUUCAGAACGAUCCAAGCUCCUCGAUAGUUAUCUUCUUGGACGAAGAUUGGAAUCCGCAAGUUAUGCGGCAAGCCGAGGCGAGAGUUCACCGGAUUGGCCAGACGCGCCCAGUAAGGAUCUUCAAGCUCCAGUCGAAAGGCACUGUGGAAGAACAGAUCAGUCGUCGGACUGCCAAGAAAGAACAUGUAGCCGCCAAAGUGAUGGAGGAUAUACAUGCAGCUUAUGAUGAGUGCACUUUCUUGAAGGCAUUUGACUCUCAGGGGUUAGUCAACGAGAUGGAUACGGGGGACUUGUCCGCAUUGAUCCACAGCCGACCAGUUUUGAUAUCAGAUAAGUUGAACGCGAAAGAUUUAAGCUGGCUCGACUGGAACAUGAUCUUGAAUGCCUGGUUAACACGCGCGGAACGAGUGAAGACCAACAUAUUUGACGGCAAGAAGGUCGACACAAGAUUCAGAUCGCUGUCCAUCUACGAGGCUCUGCCCGAGGACCUUUGUCGAGCAGAUAGGCGCAUUGGGAAGGAAAGAACGGUCAUGAUUGACGGCUUCUCAGUGGGAAAGGACAGUAUCAAUCUAGCGGCCUUGUCGGACGCAAAGGAUUCAAAUUUGACACAGGGCGACUUGAAGCAGAUGGUGCAUGAAACUACAUGCUUUCUCUGUCGGAAGUUCAACCCUCUGAAGUGCGAUCUUUGUCCAUUGGCUUUCCACAAAGAGUGCCUUGAAUCGAUUAGUGUAUUCCGCCGCGACAAACUGAGAUUUUUAUGCCGGUGGUCUUUUAUACUGCUGUUUGACCUGCUUUAA
Molecule: messenger RNA, 2661 nt
Organism: Aspergillus alliaceus
Lineage: Eukaryota; Fungi; Ascomycota; Eurotiomycetes; Eurotiales; Aspergillaceae
Product: putative nucleosome remodeling complex ATPase subunit (Snf2h)
Exons: 9
Coding region: 1-2661 (886 amino acids)
Biological process (GO): positive regulation of transcription by RNA polymerase II
Cellular component (GO): nucleus
Molecular function (GO): DNA binding; ATP-dependent chromatin remodeler activity; ATP binding
Source: RefSeq, a predicted model, not a curated record